Molecule: messenger RNA, 694 nt
Organism: Poeciliopsis prolifica (blackstripe livebearer)
Lineage: Eukaryota; Metazoa; Chordata; Actinopteri; Cyprinodontiformes; Poeciliidae
Product: serine protease inhibitor Kazal-type 1-like
Exons: 4
Coding region: 384-608 (74 amino acids)
Molecular function (GO): protein binding
Source: RefSeq, a predicted model, not a curated record
GUCCCUCUGACCACCAACAGCAGACAAGGUUGGUGAAACGUCUUGCCCAAGGACUCAAUGAUGACAGCGGACAAAACACGUGCUCAUCCCAUCAAGCUAACAGUUACUAGGCAAACUCCUACUUGCGUUGGCAUCAUGGCCAGAUGAGUUUCUUGGUUGAGUUCUCUUAACCAUCUGCUGUUCUCCCUUCUACUAUUCCCUUAACUUUUUUGCAAUCAUCCAGACUAAAUUACAUUCUGACGUCCCUGGAGGUGUGGAUCAGGGAGUCCCUGCGUUGCUCACUCCCAGCAAACAGCUACAUAUAAUCAGAGGCGGUGACUGACAGUAGACCUGUAUAUAUACACCCACCGAUCGGUCCACUCAGUUAUUCAUCAACGAACACCAUGACUGGAAGACUUUGGCUGGGGCUUCUGGUCAUUUGUGUUGCAGCAGGCAUGUCUGGAUCAAGAAAGGCUGAAUGUCCUGAUCCAGAGAUAUUUGUAUGCACAUUAAGUGUGCGCCCUGUGUGUGGAAGCAAUGGUCAGACUUAUGGAAAUGAGUGUCUCCUCUGCAAGGAGAUGCAUAAAACCAAAGAGAAAAUCUCGAUCUCCAAAGAUGGACACUGCUGACCUGGAUGGUUUAUCAAAUCAACACCAUGAGGUGCCCAGAAAAAUCCAUCGUUGUCUCAUUGUAAUAAAGUCUUACGUUUGAUCAA